This is a messenger RNA of Neltuma alba, 1745 nucleotides long. Its product is annotated as trihelix transcription factor ASIL2-like. Gene Ontology annotation, molecular function: transcription cis-regulatory region binding. The coding region runs from base 208 to 1266 and encodes 352 amino acids. Lineage: Eukaryota; Viridiplantae; Streptophyta; Magnoliopsida; Fabales; Fabaceae. Gene Ontology annotation, cellular component: nucleus. The transcript is spliced from 2 exons. The record is from RefSeq and is a predicted model, not a curated record.
AGUUCGGUAUCCCACCCAAAACCCUAACGAUUUCGCGUUCUAUUCAUCCUUCGUCUUUUCCAACAUUCUUUUCUUCUUCGAAUGGUGAAUUUUGCUUAGCGAGUUAGUUUCUCUUUAGCUUCUUAAAUUCCUUGUUUCCCCUCAAUUUUCAGAAAAUAUUCAAUUGCGAUUCUGAAAAAUUGCUUAUCUGUUCCUUUAUUAGCAUACAUGGACAAUAUCGUGGAAGAUGAUGCAACGUACCCUCGAAAGCCCUACGCUUCAAGCCGUCCUAACUAUUCCCAUCGCCAAGAGCACUUGGUUCGCGCCGCCCCAUAUCGUCGUCAAGUGAUUAGUCGAUACGACGAGGACGGUGAUGAUGAAGAAAUGGAUGAAUAUGAUGUAGGGAAUGACCUGGAGGACGGCGAUGGUGAAGGGGAAAAUGGUUAUGGUAUGAAUAUUGAUAGCGAAGACGAGUGUGAGAAAAACCCGAAGAAAAGGAAAUUGCGGAAUCCGUCUGUUUCGAACUAUGAGUUGGUACCUCAUGGGAAGCUUUCGCAUGGGAAUCGAAGCCCAACAGAUGAAUGGACGGAGCAUGCGACGUUUGUUUUGCUAGAGGUUUGGGGGGACAAAUUUCUUCAACUUGGGAGAAAGAGCUUAAGGUCCGAGGAUUGGCAUGAUGUGGCCGAGAAGUUUUCGGAGGAGCUGAAGAUGGAGAGGACCGUGGCACAGUGUAGGAGCAUGUUGGAUAAACUGAAAAGAAGGUACAAGAAAGAGAAAGCGAAAAUGGAUGAAAUGGGGUUGAGUUCUAGUAAAUGGGCUUAUUUUAAGAAGAUGGAUAUGUUAAUGGCUUCAUCAGCGAGGCAAGAAUAUGGACUGUCCUGUGGAAUGGACUCUGGGGAGUAUGUUUUCAUGAAUACAAGGGUUUAUUUAGAUAGAUCGAAUGGGCUGGAUGAGAUGAGAGAUAGCCCUGGGGAGUCAGAGACGUCUGAAGAUGAUUCGGAUGGGCUUCCACCCAGGAGGACUAGGAUUGGAGACAAUGAUAAUGGAGAAGAGUCUUCCUUUAGGGAAUUAGCUGAUUCUAUUCAGAAGUUUGGGAAAAUAUAUGAGAAGAUUGAGAAUCGUAAGAGGCGGCAGAUGAUGGAGUUGGAGAAGAUGAGAUUGGAUUUUAAUAGGGAGUUAGAACUGCAGAAGAAGCAGAUUCUGGAAAGAGCUCAGGCCGAAAUUGCAAGCUUGCAAGAAGGAGGUGAGGAGGAUUCCGAGACAUCUACAGAGAAUGGCAGUGAAUGAUGUAGUAUUAUUUCAAUUAUGGCGCACAAGGCAUUCGCUUAAAUACAAUACUCGUUAUGUCAUGAAGAUUUGGUUCGUUGUGGACAAAGUACAGUGGCUUUGUAUAAUCCUAGUGGGAUAACGCUUCUUCUUGUUCUUGUUGGGGAGACUGUGUACUCGCUACCAGGAAUUUUACUUGGAUGAGUGGUUAGAAUGUUGAAAUGGUGUUCUAUAUUCACGAUAUCGAGUGGCAUACAAGCCCCAGAACCAGACUGGUCUGGUCGACCAAAAAAACACAUUUUAAGACUACUCAGAAGGGAAAGUUCCUAACUUUGUAAGGUGGAUAGCGCAUUCUUCUUACAUUGUUUGGGAUAUGUAAAAUAUUCUACUAAAAUAGAAGGCAUGCAGAGCGUGUAUCUUUCUUUGCCUUGCUUGCUAUGCUCUAAACUUCCUUGUAAGAUGAUAAUUUGAUCUUAAAAUGAGAAAAGUUUUGUGAGUAA